This is a messenger RNA of Galendromus occidentalis (western predatory mite), 2893 nucleotides long. RefSeq names its product ubiquitin conjugating enzyme E2H (gene UbcE2H). Bases 508 to 1101 code for a protein of 197 amino acids. The record is from RefSeq and is a predicted model, not a curated record. NCBI's taxonomy places the organism in Eukaryota, Metazoa, Arthropoda, Arachnida, Mesostigmata, Phytoseiidae. The transcript has 6 exons.
GCUGCUGCUAAUGUUGGUGGCUACCUGGCUCUGACUGACUGACUGUUUGACUGGUUGUUCUUCCGUUGGUUGCCGUCGACGUACAUCGGAACAAUCACUGUCCUUGCUCGAGGCAGAAAUCGUCAAGUAUCGAACAGAAAAAUCAAUGAACUCAUCCGCCUGACGAGUGUGAACUGAGAUCUGUUUGUGUGUGACGACCCAGCUCAGACUGCCGUGCCGUUCUCAAGUAUCCUCGGGAUAAGUGGUGCUGCACGACGCAGAAACAUCUUGCAACAGAGGCAACAAGCAAAAGAGCAAUACGGGCCACCGGACGAGUACCGACUCGCAUACCUCUGCGCUCCACACCCGACAAGACUGCUGCGACGCAUCUGGCCCAAGCGACGAUUCGUAGCACCCCGACGUCCUGCGUUUCAACUAAGUGCUGUUGUCCGGGCUCGAAGAGGAGGAGCUCGCUGUGAUCUCGUAGCGAGCUUCAUCCGAAGAACCAAACCCCAAACAAACUACAAGAUGUCGUCGCCAAUAGCAGGAAAACGGAGAAUGGAUACAGAUGUGAUUAAACUCAUCGAAAGCAAACACGAAGUCACCCUGCUCGGUGGCCUCCACGAGUUCUGCGUGAAAUUCUUCGGACCACAAGGAACGCCAUAUGAAGGUGGCGUCUGGAAAGUGCGAGUGGAUCUACCAGACAAAUACCCAUUCAAAUCUCCGUCCAUCGGCUUCACCAACAAAAUCUAUCACCCGAAUAUCGACGAAGUAUCCGGGACUGUUUGCCUCGACGUCAUAAAUCAGGCCUGGACCGCGCUGUAUGACUUGACGAAUAUCUUCGAGUCAUUCCUCCCGCAACUGCUAACCUACCCAAACCCCGUAGACCCACUGAACGGCGAGGCAGCCGCCAUAUGCCUCCAUAAACCUGAUGAAUACAAGCGAAAGGUCCAGGAAUACGUGAGAAAGUACGCGACCGAGGACGCCUUGCGGAGUACGUUCGGCUCGGAGUCUGAACGUAAUGGAGGUGACUCCGACUCGGAGUCGAGUAUGAGUGAAUUCUCCGACGACGAUACAGGAGGAUCAUCGUCGGAUCAGAUAACGAAGGAUAUGGAACUUUAACGUUGCAAUGACAGCGGGGCAAUGGCAACGGCUCUUUUGCCUCGUCGCCAUAAAGAAUAAACACACAAUUUGAGAGGAUGAGGUUGAAUGGAGGAUAUCCAGUCUGUCCCGAAAGCAUCACAAAGAGAGAAACACGCUCCACUGGAAGACGGGACCUGGUAUCCGCUGUAUAAAUAGGGUAGCAGGACAGCUUGCGAUACUGAUAUGCUCUCUAGAACGUCUGAACAAUUGCGCCACCUCACAGAUGCGGGUGAAUGGAUUCGUCGCUAGGACGGGACGACGAUUUAGCUAAACUCUAUUGCCUCGAGAACCAUUAUGGGAUCAUUUCGAAUGAGAUUCUUUUUCGUCAACAAGGAAGGAACAGAUGCGCUGCGCAGCUCUAGGCUUGACGAUCUCGAUCGAUUCGAUCGUUCGAUCGGGACUCGAUCAGCUGAUCGAUGCUGUUGCGGAGCGCGUGUCGGAGAUUCUUUGUUGAGUUGGAUCAUUGAUGAUUGAGGAUUGAUUGAUCGAUCCAUGGCUUAUAUGGAUGAAUGAAUGUUUUGAGAAUCGCUCGGAGGGUCGGAACUUCCGCGGAGCUUCAUUGAGUGCCCCUUCCGACUUCUCCGCUCGAUGCAUUUCGCGCAAACUCCUUUGCGUUCAUGUAAACAUACGUGUAUGAUACGUGAUGACUUUUCGAUAGACUCGAUAACUCUCAAACCAUUGAUCUAUCGAGGUGAGAGUGCAUGAUCCCUAUUUCAUUUAAUUGAGAAACUGAUUUGUAUCCGGUGGCAUUCGCCGCACGACUCGAUUGGGAUGCCCCGGCUGUAGCUGAUCCACGGUACGGUAGUCACGGGUUAGAUUCCUUUCCACACGAGUCGAUUCGGCAGUUGUGUCGAUCGACUUCCCAUUUGAAUAUACAUUGUAUACAUCCCAUUCCUCGGAAAGGCCGCGACUCGUGAGCGGUCGGAGCCACGACCGUCGUACAGAUUCCGAGUCUGCAGCGAUCUAAUCGAGGAGCUCCCAGAUCCCGUGACGAACGGUGGGACACUAGUCCACUGAUUGAAUACCCAAUCGUGUCUCGCACCCGAUGUGGGUGCAUAAACGGAGACUUCAUUUCAGUGGCCGAUAGUAGAUUCGUCAAAUUUGAAUGAUACCGUCAUGUGGAUGGGAAUAGGUCGUAAAAAUGAGUGGAUACGGUGUGUAUGGGGUUUCAAUGCAUGUGUCGACGGUGAGCGCAGUCUGCACAGAUGAUAGAAUGUGAUUUAGCUAUACUGGAAUUUCCCGAGCGCGUGAAAGCAAACGAGCGAGUAAACCGAUUGGAGAAGGUUAUGGAAUUUCUCACCCUCUGGGAAGUCUGAAAGCUCUGAGAAAUACGUUCGAUAUCAACGCGUCAGGUCGGCCGUCGUAGAUCGAGCAGCCCAGCAACAUGGGCAGAUGGAUUUGAAACUUGAUCAGGAGCGGAGAAUUGCUGGACCAGAGGGAGAUCCGGAUAAUUUCUGAGAUCAGAAGUCACUUGGAGGUGACGAAAAAGACCUUGAUUGGAUGAUUGACGAGCGUUCGGGAUCGCUCCAUCGUGCGAUUUGAUGCCGGUGGAGGCUGCUUGACGAUAUAUUGUUGAUUUAUUGCCUUCGCCAUUGGAGUGAGGAAACAAGUGCAGCUGUUGUCGCUGCGAUUGUAUCUGCCGCUACAUCAUCGAGCAGACCGCAUCAUCAACCAAGUUUUCCGGUGGGCAAGCGGGGCAACUGCUGGUCGAAUCACUCGCUUCUACAGCCCAUUUCAUCCGUGUUAUGAACAUUAUUACAUGAGUAUACAG